AUCAAAUUCUGCCCUGCUGGACCCUGUUGAAAUUCUGAAGGAAAAAAAAGCGUGAGUCUUAGCGCCGGCGCUAAACCCUCCAAAUGGCUCCAGUCCGGACCCUUUUUCGAAACCCUGCCAAUCAAUUACCCGAGGAGGCAAUCUAUCAAGAUGCAGCAAUUUCCACCAGUUCCUACGUGGAGUCAUAUGAGGCUCGAGCCUCAAGGUAAUUAUAGUAAAGCACUCAUGGCCACCACGGUCUCUGGACUGCUCUCGUCCGGAUUCUCCCUCGCUCCCUCCCUUCACCAUCAUUAUCCUCGGCUGUCCGUCCGAGAUGGCAACCUCACGUUCGUUUUCGGGGGUCCUCUCCCUUCUGCUACUGUUCCAACUGUCUUCUUUCGUUUCUGCUGCCCCAUGGAUUGUCACUGCGGACUACCAGGAGGUGGUCACCACUGAACGGCAUUACUAUGCAACAUACACCACCACUCUCGUUGAGCAAAUCACUCCCACCGUCACGUCCAUGCCCGAGGCCGUCUCAACCGCCACCUCCCUCGGCUCUUCAAACUACUACUACUACUACAACGACGAUGAAGACGCCGAGAAGGAUGUGACUAUCAUUCAACAGCUUUACCCCACAGGCGUCGGAUCCGUGGUUGAUGAUUACGACUACGGUUACGGCUAUGGCUAUGACGACGAUGAUAUCUACCACAGCACCAAGUUCGUUGUCAACAUGACUUAUUCAGCGCCCACCGGUUGCUCGUCUCGCUGGACCCAAACAACAGCCGUCGAGGUUGUUCCGCCCACAGAGGUCCAGGAUCUGCUCCCACGCACGGCUGUUGCUACAUCGAUCUCGGUCGAUUCCUCGAGGCCUUUUCAGCCCACGACCUACACCAUCGACAUUGUCUAUGUUGAUCCGACGCAGAUCCCCACGAGCUCACUAGAGUCGAUGAGCUUGUACAACCGGCCUACCUCAUUGUACACUGCUUCCAGCUGUGCCUACACGGGCAGCAACGGGAACGGCUACUACGGCGGCAGCUCGUACUACGGUGACUACGGCUAUGACGACGAUUACAACUGGUUCACAGACGAUUAUUACAUGGGCAUUUCCCCGUUGGCCCUCACCCUUAUUUUGACACUUGGCUGGAUCGGCCUCUGUUUGAUUUUAGGUUUCCUGGAAGCGUGGAUUCGGUUCCGCCGCCUGAUGAUGGGCUGGCAAACACGUCGCGGUCUCCCCGUCUGCUGGUCACUGACCAUUCUCCCCUUCACUCUGUUACUGCUAUGCUUUUUCCGGAAGGGUUAUCGAGCACGCACCGAUGCAGAUGGGGAGGUCCUUCGCAAGCGGUGGAAGGCAAUGGGGUUCUGGACUAAGCUGCGUCUCUUCUUCGUCUGGGGAUUCCGGUACAAAUACCCGCCGGUGUUGGGUCCUGCACCUGCCCGGGUCAAGACUAGCAAGCAGCCAGCAAAGAAUCCCGGUCCUCGACUGUUGGAGCCCAGUCCCUCGCCCAGCGUGGCGCCACAAUCGCGGCCAGGAUCAGCCUCUGCACCCACCGCUGCUGCUGCUGCUGCUGCUGCUGCUCCAGCUUCUACUUCAGCUGAUCCCGAAAUGGCGAUCGUUUCUUCCACCCCAGUCACGCACCCACAAGAAGCCACUGUGCCGCCGCCAACAACGACUACUGCCCCUGAAGCGCCAUCUCAUCACCAGGAUGAUGAGAUUGGUCGGGCGAACUGAUCUCUCGAGCCGUGUCCAAAAUGCUCAUGUCCUAGUCUGAUACCCUGACAGCCACUCUUUCUUCUUAUACUAUCAUCCAUCACGUCACAGAAAACCCCUGAUUCUAUGUCCAAUGAAUUAAUGUAUCCCAUAAUAAUCUAAUGUAUUUACUGGGUCCUACAAUUUGGGCCAGAUGACGGUGCCCGCAGUAGCACCGCUUAAUAUAUACCUGAUAAUACCCUCCCACCAAGUAUAUCAAGCAACUAGUUAUAAGAGAAAACAAUUAUAUGACCAGUGACCGGCUGCUUUCUAUAGCAUGCCCAGGGAAC
Messenger RNA from Aspergillus welwitschiae, 2016 nucleotides. RefSeq lists its product as uncharacterized. Bases 314 to 1708 code for a protein of 464 amino acids. The transcript has a single exon. NCBI's taxonomy places the organism in Eukaryota, Fungi, Ascomycota, Eurotiomycetes, Eurotiales, Aspergillaceae. The record is from RefSeq and is a predicted model, not a curated record.